GGGUGAGGCGGCCACUUCCGCCCGGUGGGUAUUGCGAGGCGCACCAGGGAGGCUGGGCCUGCAGAGAAAGAUGGAUUUAGUGCAGGUUCUGAGGCGGGGGCUGCAGCAGAUCAGCGGCCACGGUGGUCUCCGCGGCUAUCUCCGGGUGUUAUUCAGGGCAAACGAUAUCAGGGUUGGUAAAUUAGUUGGGGAAGACAAAUACGGAAACAAAUACUAUGAAGACAACAAGCAGUUUUUUGGCCGUCACCGAUGGGUUAUUUAUACUACUGAAAUGAAUGGCAAGAACACAUUCUGGGAUGUGGAUGGAAGCAUGGUGCCCCCCGAAUGGCAUCGUUGGCUUCACUGCAUGACUGAUGAUCCUCCAACAACAAAACCACCUACUGCUCGUAAAUUCAUUUGGGCAAACCAUAAGUUCAAUGUGAGUGGCACUCCAGAGCAAUAUGUACCUUACUCCACCACUAGAAAGAAGAUUCAGGAGUGGGUCCCACCUUCAACACCUUACAAGUAAAGGAAAUGAAAAAUUGUUUAAACAUGUAAAAUAUGGUCUUUUCAUGUAAUUGCACUUCUACUGCUUACCAUUAACUUGAUAAAAAUUGUUUGACCAAA
Molecule: messenger RNA, 606 nt
Organism: Choloepus didactylus (southern two-toed sloth)
Lineage: Eukaryota; Metazoa; Chordata; Mammalia; Pilosa; Megalonychidae
Gene: NDUFA12
Product: NADH:ubiquinone oxidoreductase subunit A12
Exons: 4
Coding region: 71-508 (145 amino acids)
Biological process (GO): response to oxidative stress; mitochondrial respiratory chain complex I assembly
Cellular component (GO): membrane
Source: RefSeq, a predicted model, not a curated record